AUGCGCUUCCACUAUGGCCUUGGGGUCGGUCAUGUAUACUCUCACGAGGAAAGGGCCUACCCUUUUACACAGACAACAGCAUGGACAGAAAAUGAACCUUCGGAAAGUGGGGACACGCUCAGGAACACGCACUGGCGAGGUCCUGCUAAUGACGAUAGCGACGAUGAACCGGGCGACGAUGAAGAUCAUGUUGGCGCAGAGGAACUUGGUUUCUUUGAUCAAGGAUUCGAUGCCAGCACAGAGUCGCUUACCCAAGCGUUGGACGAGAUGUUUACGGCUAGCCACACAUUCGAUUAUGAGAAUUAA
Messenger RNA from Suillus clintonianus, 306 nucleotides. RefSeq lists its product as uncharacterized. The transcript has a single exon. Lineage: Eukaryota; Fungi; Basidiomycota; Agaricomycetes; Boletales; Suillaceae. The record is from RefSeq and is a predicted model, not a curated record. Bases 1 to 306 code for a protein of 101 amino acids.